Aegilops tauschii subsp. strangulata is the source of this 1250-nucleotide messenger RNA. RefSeq lists its product as uncharacterized. NCBI's taxonomy places the organism in Eukaryota, Viridiplantae, Streptophyta, Magnoliopsida, Poales, Poaceae. The record is from RefSeq and is a predicted model, not a curated record.
GCUCGCCUCUCCUCGCCGGAGUGCCAAGAAACCCCACCGCCUCUGCUCUCCAGCGCCGGCGACCGAUGGACAGGUUCCACGACAGGCAGCACGUGUGGCUGCGGAGCCGCGUGCACGGCACGUACCUCAAGGCCAACAGCGACGGGAAGACCGUCUCCCUUCGCGGCCGCCGCGCCUCGCUGAAGGCCGCGUGGACGGUGCACAUCUACCACGGCGAGGGCGACGCCGUGUACCUGCUCCUCCACAGCGCUGCCUACGGCCGCUACCUCGCCGCCACGACCACGCGGGCGCCGCUCGGGCUCGGCCACAACGGCUUUCGCGCCGAGCAGCGCAACUACGAUGAGCCGGACAUGCAGGCCAUCAUGUGGGAGGCCGUCGGGGCGGGCUCCGGUGACGACGUCAUGCUCCGCAACGUCGGCGGCUGCUACCUCCGCGCCAACGGCAGGUACCUCCGCUGGAGCACCGGCGUCAGCGUCGAGGACAUGGACAGAGUCAGCACCAUGGCGCACUGGAUCGUCGAGCCCAUCCCCGCCAGAGAGGCGGGCAUGCCUGACCUUCCUGGCCCGCCCAACCGCGUCCUCUACAUGGUGCUCGGCCAGGCGUGGCGGACGAUCGUGUUCGUGCGAGCGAACGCCGAGGGGUUCUACGACGAGCACGGCUGGCACAUGUUCCCUUUCAGGGGGAGGUCCGUGAACCACCUGAGGAACGAGCUGGCCGACCGCAUCGCCUUCAUCGACGGCCAGUACCCCGACGGCAUCGCCAUGUGCGUCCGGGCGGGCCUCUACGGGAGGCUGACUCCACUCGUCGUCGACCUACCCCGCUACUCUGGCCACGCCGAGGCCCACCAGAUUGUCGUGAUGAUGUCCGGGACCCCUGCGUACGAUGAGCUGCGAUACCCUGAUGUCAACGCAAUAUAGAGAAAGCUCAUAGCUGGAGGCCUGACAGUUCACCUGUUCAUAAGUUGCGCCGCCUCAGAUAUGAUGAUAACAGAACAGGACGCCUACUUUUGCCUAUAGACACAUGGAUAUAGGUUCACAAAACUCAGCAGCUCCCAUGUUUCUUCUGCUAGCUGAACUUGGUGAAAAUGUUGCAUCCGAUGGCUGAACGACUCUGUACUCUGUAGUGAUGCUGGUUGUAGUAAUCGUUUGUGUCGCUCUUCUGACAUUCACUGUGGGGUUCUUGCAGUGAGUUGAUGGUCCUGCAUUCCUUUUGUACUAUGCAUUUCUCUUAGAUGAAGCAUCUGAUAUGAA